Molecule: messenger RNA, 2256 nt
Organism: Alnus glutinosa
Lineage: Eukaryota; Viridiplantae; Streptophyta; Magnoliopsida; Fagales; Betulaceae
Exons: 4
Coding region: 1-2256 (751 amino acids)
Source: RefSeq, a predicted model, not a curated record
AUGGCUAUGAGUGAAUUUGUGGCAAAUUUUCCCCAGUUUUCCGUGGAGGUACUUGCUGCUCGUUGUUCUGACCAUGCUCCCUUGCAUGCUUCUCUCCAUUGUUUUAAUGGAAUUCCACAUCGUCGGACUGGAUUUUUCCGCUAUGAAGCCUGGUGGCAGAAAAAUUCUGAGUUUCAGAACGUGGUUAAACAAGUGUGGGUGAGGAAGGAAAGGAGUUGGGAUACAUGGGAAGUUCUGAAGAAAAAAAUUGACCAAAGUAGUCACGCAUGUCGGCGGUGGAGUAGUAAAACUGCAGACCCUACGGACUAUUUGAUUGAGCAAAAAAAUAAGGAACUGAGUGACUUACAGGAUGUAGGGAAUGCUGGUGAUGUGGAGGUUGUUUCCCAACUUCAGACUGAAGUUAAUGAUCUUAUUGAGUGUGAGGAUGUUAAGUGGAGGCAGAAAGCACAUGAAGAGUGGCUUCAGUUUGGGGAUAAAAACUCAAAGUAUUUCCAUGCAAGUGUUAAUCAAUGUAGGAAGAAGAAUCAGAUUAAGCAAAUCAUGGAUAUGGAUGGGCUAACUUGCACCGAUCAACCUGGUAUUGAACAAGCUUUCCUGAAUUAUUAUAAAAGGUUGUUUCGGGAUGUUCCACCGGUGGGGAUGGGGGAGUGUCUCUCGGGUUUGUCUUCGAAGAUUACUGAUGAGAUGAAUUCUGAGCUCCUCAAACCGGCUUCUCUUGAAGAGGUUUUGGCUAACCGUCUUAAAGUUGUCUUACCUGUUAUCAUUUCCACUAAUCAAAGUGCUUUUAUUCCUGGGCGCUUGAUUUCUGACAAUAUCCUUGGAGCUUAUGAAACUUUGCAUUCUAUGCAAACUAGACAUUGGGGAAAAAUAAGUUAUGUCGCUGUGAAGUUGGAUAUGAACAAGGCAUAUGACAGGGUUGAAUGGGGUUUUUUACUUGAGGUAAUGAGAAGAUUGGGUUUUGCUCCCAAAUGGGUCACUUCUAGUGAUUGGGGGCGACUGUCUAGUCUUUUAGAGUGCUAUGAAAUGGCUUCGGGCCAGCAACUAAAUAAAGAAAAAAUUUCAUUAUUUUUUAGUCGCAACACAAGUAAAGAAGCCCGGGAUUGCAUUCUUCGAUUAUCUAGCGUUCCUAGCACACAAAGGUAUGAUAAGUAUUUGGGUUUACCUGCUCUUGUGGGAAGAUCUCGGAUGGGGGAAUUCAAAGGCAUUAAGGAUAGGGUGUGGAAGAGGCUUCAUGACUGGAAGACAAAAUUUAUCUCUCAGGCUGGUAAGGAGAUCCUCCUCAAAGCUGUAAUCCAGGCAAUCUCAACGUAUAGUAUGAGUGUCUUUCUCCUUCCUAUGGGUUUGUGUUCUGAGAUAAAUUCUUUGAUGCAGAAAUUUUGGUGGGGCCACAAGGACAAUGCUUCCAAGAUCUAUUGGAUGAGUCGGAAGAAACUUAGCUUCUCCAAAUCGAAAGGUGGUUUGGGUUUUUGGGACUUGCGGUGUUUUAACAAGGCCUUAUUAGCAAAACAAAGGUGGCGCCUUCUACAUUCUCCUCAUAGUUUGGCAGGCAAAAUUCUUAAGGCCAAAUAUUUUCCAAAGAGCACCUUCCUAGAGGCCACUUUGGGUAGUCGUUCCUCUUAUGCUUGGCGUAGUAUUUUAUCGGCAAAGGAUUUACUUCAAGAGGGGUUGGUUUGGAGAAUUAGGGAUGGUACCCAUGUAAAGAUUUGGGGAGAUAAAUGGAUACCCACCGCGACAACGUAUGCCAUCCAAUCCCCAAGGUCGGUGUUUGAUGAAACUGCCACUGUAAGUGAGCUCAUUGAUCCAUAUUCUAAGUGGUGGAAUGUGCAAUUGAUUCGGAGUAUUUUUAGUAAGGUGGAAGCUGAGAUUAUUUUGGGCCUCCCGUUGAGUAGGUACGAGCAGCAUGAUUUGAGGAUUUGGCGUGGCUCUUCCACUGGGAAUAUAUUACCUACUAGAGUUAACUUGCAGAAAAGAGGGAUGGAUCUGGAUCCUGUGUGCAUUUUCUGUCACAGUGUUAGGGAAUCAGUGACCCAUGUAUUAUGGGAAUGUCAUUUUGCGAUGGACGUUUGGGGGGUGUGUGGGGGUAAGUUACAAAAGUGCUCAAAUGCUGGUGCUUCCUUCUCAGAAGUUCUAGAAAUGAUGUUUGAUCGUUGGACGAUUGAGGAGGUAGAACUUUUUGCUGAGGUUGCACGUCGGCUUUGGUUUCGACAAAACGAAGUUGUCAUGGAGGGGUUUUCAAACACUCUAACUUGCUGGUAG